Messenger RNA from Melopsittacus undulatus (budgerigar), 1641 nucleotides. It is a transcript of the gene ERLIN2, whose product is annotated as ER lipid raft associated 2. The transcript has 11 exons. Bases 45 to 1073 code for a protein of 342 amino acids. Gene Ontology annotation, cellular component: endoplasmic reticulum membrane; endoplasmic reticulum. Lineage: Eukaryota; Metazoa; Chordata; Aves; Psittaciformes; Psittaculidae. Gene Ontology annotation, molecular function: cholesterol binding; ubiquitin protein ligase binding. The record is from RefSeq and is a predicted model, not a curated record. Gene Ontology annotation, biological process: SREBP signaling pathway.
CGCGCCGGGGCCGGUGCCGCUGAGGGGGCCGGUACCGAGCGGGCAUGGCCCAGCUGGGCGCCAUCGCGGCGCUGUCCCUCAGCUUCCUCGCCGCCGCCUUCCUCUCGGCCAUCCAUAAGAUCGAAGAGGGGCACAUCGGGGUCUAUUACCGCGGCGGAGCGCUGCUGACCUCCACCAGCGGGCCCGGGUUCCACCUCAUGCUGCCCUUCAUCACGUCCUACAAGUCAGUGCAGACCACGCUGCAGACGGAUGAGGUGAAGAACGUUCCUUGUGGCACCAGUGGAGGGGUGAUGAUUUACUUCGACAGGAUCGAGGUGGUGAACUUCCUCAUCCAGAGCGCAGUGUACGACAUAGUGAAGAACUACACUGCUGACUAUGACAAAGCUCUCAUCUUCAAUAAGAUUCACCAUGAGCUGAACCAGUUCUGCAGUGUCCACACGCUGCAGGAGGUCUACAUUGAGCUGUUUGAUCAGAUUGAUGAAAACCUUAAACUGGCCUUGCAGCAAGACCUAACUACAAUGGCCCCUGGAUUAAUUAUACAGGCAGUUCGAGUUACAAAGCCAAACAUCCCUGAAACAAUCCGGAGGAAUUACGAGCUCAUGGAGAGUGAGAAGACAAAGCUGCUGAUUGCAGCCCAGAAGCAGAAGGUGGUGGAGAAGGAAGCAGAGACAGAAAGGAAGAAAGCCCUCAUUGAGGCAGAAAAGAUUGCACAAGUUGCUGAAAUAACUUAUGGACAGAAAGUGAUGGAAAAGGAAACAGAGAAGCGGAUUUCAGAGAUUGAAGAUGCUGCUUUUCUUGCAAGAGAGAAGGCGAGAGCUGAUGCUGAAUGCUACACUGCUAUGAAAGUAGCUGAGGCUAACAAGCUGAAGUUAACUCCUGAGUACUUGCAGCUGAUGAAAUACAAGGCGAUUGCAGCAAACAGCAAGAUAUAUUUUGGCAAGGAUAUUCCCAACAUGUUCAUGGACUAUGCAGGAAGCCAGACCAAAUUUGCAGAGGGACUGGCAGAAGGAAUCCAAGAAGAAGAUGGGGUAGGAACCAAUGAGGACUCAAAGCUGCUUCAUAACGUCAACUGAAAGAUUUCUAUUCCUUUUAUAUCAAAAGAAACAUGAACUGGGAAUUUCUUUUUCUUUUCCCCCUUUUCUGUUCUGAAAGAGACGAAUCAGACUUAAUCCAUUCAAUCUUUUGUAUGACAAUUAGACUUUGGUAUUUACGGGGUGGUUUUCCUAGUAACUUCUAAGCAGCCAACUCCAGGUAUGUCCUUUAGAUGCACCUCUCCCUGCUCUUGGACAUACAGACCAAAUUCCUCUGGAGAGGCCAGCUUAGAUGGGUACUUCCUUUUGGAUUGAGGUGGCUCAUAGCAGUAGGAAGUCAAGAAAUGAUGAGGUUUCGGAGGGAGGGGAAUUGCUGCUACAACUUGUUCUGGUUGGAAAUUUCAAGUUCUUUAUGUGAAACCCCUUUAACAAAAAGGUGCUAGACUUUUGUACACUAGACACAGCAGCUUGAAGACCUUGUCUAAAGGGCAGGUUACCCCCAUUGCAUGGGGUGCUGGGAUGAUCUAACAGCCUGUAUCCAUGCUCCAGAGCGCAGGGUGUAGCAAAUGGAUAAACCCACCUUUUAAUGAGGUCUGAGCUGACCUGGUUU